AUGUCGCUGAAAAGCAUCAUUUCAAAUUUCACUUUUAAUUUCACUCGCUUCGACGGAGUCUCAAUAUUCACGAUCUCUCGACAGUUUUGGGAAGUGAUUUCCGACGAGCAUGGUAUCGAUCCAACGGGCACCUAUCACGGUGAUUCCGAUCUCCAGCUGGAACGUAUAAACGUUUAUUACAAUGAGGCGUCAGGUGGAAAGUACGUCCCGAGAGCGAUCCUGGUCGACUUGGAACCCGGGACCAUGGACGCGGUACGUUCCGGCCCAUUCGGUCAGAUAUUUCGACCGGACAAUUUCGUUUUUGGGCAAAGCGGCGCCGGGAAUAAUUGGGCCAAAGGACACUACACCGAGGGAGCGGAACUCGUCGACUCGGUGCUCGACGUAGUACGGAAGGAAGCUGAGAGCUGCGACUGCCUUCAGGGAUUUCAGUUGACUCACUCUCUCGGUGGAGGGACCGGUGCUGGAAUGGGCACGUUGCUUAUUUCCAAGAUUCGCGAAGAAUACCCGGACAGAAUUAUGAUGACGUUCAGCGUCGUACCCUCCCCGAAGGUAUCGGAUACCGUGGUCGAGCCCUACAACUGCACCCUCUCCGUGCACCAAUUGGUCGAGAACACGGACGAAUCUUACUGUAUCGACAACGAAGCCCUCUACGACAUUUGCUUCCGCACAUUGAAAUUAACAACGCCAACCUACGGUGAUUUGAAUCACUUGGUGAGCGCGACGCUCAGCGGAGUGACCACGUGUCUGAGAUUCCCUGGACAGCUAAACGCUGACCUGCGCAAACUCGCUGUAAAUAUGGUACCGUUUCCCCGGCUGCACUUCUUCAUCCCUGGUUUUGCACCGUUGACCUCCAGAGGCUCGCAGCAGUACAGGGCUCUCACGGUGCCAGAGCUGACGCAGCAAAUGUUCGACGCGAAGAACAUGAUGGCAGCGUGCGAUCCUCGCCACGGUCGUUACUUGACCGUCGCGGCUGUAUUCCGAGGCCGAAUGUCGAUGAAAGAGGUGGACGAGCAAAUGCUCAACAUACAGAACAAGAACAGUAGUUACUUCGUCGAGUGGAUCCCCAGCAACGUCAAAACCGCCGUCUGCGAUAUCCCUCCGCGAAUUGUUCAAAAGAGUAUCGGAACAAUUCACGGCGAUGUUCAGGCGGAAGGCUUUCCUGCACUGGUACACAGGAGAAGGCAUGGACGAAAUGGAAUUCACCGAGGCUGAAAGCAAUAUGAACGACCUGGUCUCCGAAUACCAGCAAUAUCAGGAAGCCACCGCCGAAGAAGAGGGCGAAUUUGACGAAGAGGAGGAGGGCGAGGGUGAGCAUCCGUGA
Molecule: messenger RNA, 1321 nt
Organism: Heterotrigona itama
Lineage: Eukaryota; Metazoa; Arthropoda; Insecta; Hymenoptera; Apidae
Source: the annotation of a GenBank genome assembly